AACAGCUGGUCUACCUCACAGGAAACUUGAGGCUUGCAGAUGACAGCACACGCAUCUGAACCCAGCAAUAAGGCCAGUGUGAUUUUAUCCACAGACUCUUUCUAAUCUACCUGCUUUUUGACCUCUAUGCAUUUGUUAAUGGUUGAUAUUGAUGAUACAUAUAUUGUUUGAUUGGUAAUCAGAUUUGGGACAACAACAGUAUAUUCAUUUGUUUGCACAUAGCAUGUAUGUUGCAGUUUGAGGCUUGGCAAUGACUGACCAUUCAAAUAACAGAGUUUAAUUUCGGCUGAGUUGGGGAAGUUGUACCUUGCAAUUUGAUCGGUUGUUUGUAUAUGGUUGAUAUUGUGUGUGGACCUGGCGUUGUUUGCUCUUACACCUGUAGGGUUGUUUUUGCAUCCUCUGAAGUUGGCAAAUUUAUUCAUUUGUUUGUUGAUUGUGAUAAAAAGGGGGAAUAUAGGUAGUAAUAAUAAUAGUGUAUCAAUUAAAAUAAAUAUAAUAAUAGGAUAAUAGAAUAGAGUUAAGGUUAUUUUUAAUUAGGUUGAAUUUGAUUACAGAUAAAAAGAGGGUGUUACUAUUAUAUCGAAAAUGGAUAACUCAAAAGUAACUACUCCUGUUGAGGUAGUUCAGAAGAAUAACCCUUUAAUUAAAGGUAUUGCAAAGAUGUCACAGAAGAGGGGUGUAAGCGUUGGCCUGAAAUUGAGCAACCAUGGCCAGUGAUAGGAACCUUUAAUCCAGAAGUAAUAAAAACAAUACAGGUGCUUGUGACCACAUAUAAGGCAGAUGAAAAGAAAGGAAGAAAAGGUGAAAGACGUAAACAGAAGAGACAAACGGAGCUUGGCAUUCUCCAGUUGUUUGAGAAGGAGGGACAGAAAUGGAUGGAGAAGAAGAAAGACUGUGAAGAGAAGACGGUAGAUGAAAUGAAAAAGAAUGUGAAGAAAACAGAGAAGUUAAUGGCAGAGAUUGAUGCACCCUUUUCACAUGUAGUUCCAGUACAGAGACCUCCGCCGUAUAAGAAGGAGAUGGAGCUCAGGGAAGUUUAUCCUCAGCUUCCGGUAAUUAGUCAAGAGGGCAAUUACCACAUUAAGAAUGAGGCUGAGCAGGUUAUAAAAGUGGGGAAGGCAGAGACAACUAUUAGGAUGAAUCCAAGUACAAAAAGUAAAAAGAAAACGACACGUUUGGAGACCGGAGGACAAUUGAGAAUUAAAAGGAUGGAUUUUGGAGAAGUGGAGGAUCAGAGUGAUGAAGAAGAAGCCAUGGGAGGAUAUGAUCCAGCAGUCAGACGACUACUGGCCAGAGCGGAAAGAAGAGGAGGCACAACAGGAAGAAGAAUGGAACUGAGAGAUGAAAGUGAAGUUGAAGGUGAAAGUGGAAGUGAAAAUGAGAUUGAGAAUGAGGAAAGUGAUGAAGAAAGUGAGAGUCCUACUCUUUUGAAGUCUGCUAAGAUAAAAACUGUUUAUAGAGACGAAGAAAGACGACAGAUUUUAAGAGAAGUUGAAGAGAAUAUAGAUCGAUGCUGUAGAUGUCUGGACAAAUGCACUACACCAAAAGGAAGGAAGGCAUUAGAAGACCAAUUACAAGAACUGCAGAUUCAGAAGAAAGAGUUGCGGAAAACAGGUUCCCAAAAACAGGACAAGGAAUAUGAACUGCGUUCAAGGAAAGAGAAGAAGCCUGGUAAGAUGUGUCCAGUUGUCAUAAGAGGUCAGAAUUUGGAAUGUAAACCUUGGCAGAGUACUGACAUGUCAGAUAUACUUGAGAAGUUACCUACUCUUCAAGAUGGAGCACACCCUUGGAUCUCAAAGUUGGAAGAGAUCAUGGUGGGGACGCAAGCUGCAGUAGGAGACAUUAAGAGAUUGCUGGCUAAUAUACUUGGGGUUCCAGCCAUGGGGGAGAUUUUGCAGAGAGCUGGAUUAAACCAUUAUGUGGAAACUGCUGUAAAUGAUUCAGAGCUGUUUGCAGCAAAUAGAGGUCGAGUAUGGAGAGCAUUGAAAGAUAAAUUUCCAACAAAUAUACACCCCGACAACAUUCUCAUUGAGCCACUGGGACAGGAAGAAAAUCCGAGAGCCUAUGUGUCAAGAGCCUAUCAAGUGUGGAGAAAUGUCACAGGAAAGAUCCAGAGGAGAGUCAAAUGGAGCAAUCAAUUUUGCGAGCCAAGAUACAGAAGGGGCUACCUCUACCAGUGCGGAGCAAAUUGGCAGAAGUGGUCGGUCUUGGAAAUAUGGCGAAAGGUGUAUAUACAGACCAUGUAGCACAUCAAGUGGACCUGUAUAGAAAGAAGGAGUAUGAUCAGAAGGAACAAGAUCAAGAAACUCUUCGGAAACUCAAUCAAAUACAAUUGGUGGAUAACAAGAAGAAGGACUUCUGAGAGCAGAUGUGCUGAAGAUAACUCAAAAUCCUAUAAGCAAUACGCCAUUGUUGCCUUUACAGAAACCAGAUGAUUCCUAUCGCUUGGUUCAUGAUUUGAGAUUUGUGAACGAAGUAGUAGCCGAUUUUCCAGCAGAAGUGCCAGAUCCGCAUACUUUGUUAGCUCAAAUUCCCCCAAAUGCUACACAUUUUACAGUACUGGAUUUAUGUGGUGCAUUUUUCAGUGUUCCACAGAGCGUAGAAAGUCAGGGUUUGUUAGGGUUCACAUACAAGGGACAGUUUUAUGUGUACAAAAGGUUGCCACAGGGAUUUAAACAUAGUCCUCAUAUUUUCAAUAAAGUAUUGAAAGAUGAUUUGGCAGGACUAGAUCAAAAAUUAAAAAGUACAGUGGUUCAAUAUGUAGAUGACAUUAUUAUUUGUUCACCAGAUAAGAAAACAUGUCAUGAAGACUCAAUUAAGUUGUUGCAGAUUUUGGCAGAAAAUGGUCACAAGGUCUCACAGAAGAAGUUGCAAUAUUGUCAGGAGAAGGUAGUUUAUUUGGGUCAAACAAUAUCACAGGGCCACAGAAGUAUUUCUGACAGUCAUUUAGAGGCUAUUCGAAAGGCUCCAAAGCCCCGAACAGUCAGGGAGAUGAUGACAUUCCUCGGUAUCACUGGUUACUCUUCAGCAUGGAUUGAAGAUUAUGCAAGUUUGACAGGACCUUUAAGGGCUAUGAUUAAAGAUACUGGGAGUACUCAACUUCAUUGUAAUCUUCUCUGGACACAGGAUGGUUUAUUAGCCUUUGAAACGAUUAAACAGAGGUUACAAGAAGCUCCAGCGUUAGCACUUCCAGACUAUUCUAAGAAUUUUCUGUUGUACGUAUCUACCUCAGCUGGAGGAAAAUAUGCAUGUGCAGUUCUUUGUCAGCCAACAGGUACAGGGACCAGUCCUCAACCUAUUUCAUAUUAUUCUACUGCUUACUCAGAUGUUGAACUUGGACUACCACUGUGUUAUAGAGCAAUGGUGGGAGUCUAUUUAAUGUAUGACAAAGCAUCUUCGGUCACGAGGGGAUAUCCAGUGACAAUUCUUACUCAUCAUAGUCUCAGAAAUCUUUUGAACUAUGGCAGGUAUACGUUGACCAUGCCUAGACUUAGAGACUAUAAUAGGCUUUUAGAACAGGAGGAUGUCACAUUAGUCAGAUGUGUUACGAUAAAUCCAGCUGAGAAUUUGCCAACUCCAGAAGAUGGUGAACCACAUGAUUGUGUUCAAGAAGCAGAGAAAUACUCAAGAUUAAGGUCAGAUUUGAAAGCUCUCCCACUGCGUGAGGCAGAUGUAGAGUAUUGGACAGAUGGGUCCUGUUAUCGUGUGGGAGAUAAUUUGAGUGCUGGUUAUGCGGUGGUAAAAGCCCAGGGAACAGGAUUUGUUGUUGAGAAAGCGGAAGUGGUACCGCAGCCUGCAUCAGCGCAGCUUGCCGAAUUGGUGGGGUUAACUGAAGCAUGUCUUUUAGCGGAAGGCAAGCGUGUGACGGUCUAUACAGAUUCUGCAUAUGCUCAUAAUGUGUGUCAUUUGUUUGGAUCGGUAUGGAAAAAUCGAGGGUUUAAGAAAACAGAUGGUUCCCCAAUACAGCAUCACACUCAGAUAAUGAAACUUCUCCAUGCUAUGAUGAAA
Molecule: messenger RNA, 4008 nt
Organism: Mugil cephalus (flathead mullet)
Lineage: Eukaryota; Metazoa; Chordata; Actinopteri; Mugiliformes; Mugilidae
Exons: 2
Coding region: 876-2246 (456 amino acids)
Source: RefSeq, a predicted model, not a curated record